This is a messenger RNA of Loa loa (African eye worm), 1052 nucleotides long. RefSeq lists its product as hypothetical. Gene Ontology annotation, biological process: cardiolipin biosynthetic process. NCBI's taxonomy places the organism in Eukaryota, Metazoa, Nematoda, Chromadorea, Rhabditida, Onchocercidae. Bases 1 to 714 code for a protein of 237 amino acids. The record is from RefSeq and is a predicted model, not a curated record. The transcript is spliced from 7 exons. Gene Ontology annotation, cellular component: mitochondrion; membrane. Gene Ontology annotation, molecular function: cardiolipin synthase activity.
AUGAAUUGCGACAUAUAUCGUUGCAAUACGAAUUUUGGCACAAACAAUGGUAAAAUCUACACUUCUCAACACGUUGCGAAAGUAAAAACAAAAUUAGACGAGAAUCAAAGUGAAUCUGGGAACAAAAUUGCAACUAUACCAAAUGCCUUGUGCUUAUUCAGAAUUGGAUUGACGCCGGUAGUUGGAUAUUUAAUAAUAAAAGAAUCAUAUAUGACUGCACUGGCCUUAUUUGCUGUUAGUGGAAUAACGGAUUGGCUAGAUGGCUAUAUUGCUCGGAACAUUCGAAAUCAAAGCUCGUCAGUUGGUAGCAUAAUUGACCCCGUGGCUGACAAAUUACUUGUCACAACCGUUUUUGUUACUCUCACUUACGUCAAACUUAUACCAUUGGCUCUUACGAUUCUGGUGAUUCUACGAGAUUUUGGCCUAAUCAUUGGUGGAGCCGUGACCAGGUAUAAAACAAUGGAAAAACCGAUAACACUGAUCCGAUAUUUCACUCCAUCUAUUUCACCACUUCAGGUCACACCAACAUCUGUCAGUAAAGUGAAUACAGCGCUUCAAAUGUGUGCAAUCGCUGGAAGCUUGGCAGCUCCUAUAUCAGAUUUUACAAGUCAUCCUUUUCUGACCUAUAUCUAUUUUGCUACUGCCGCAACAACGAUCUAUUCUGGACUUCAGUAUGCACGGCUGACCAGAAUGGGGCCGAUUAAGAAAGAAUAAUUUUGAACGUUUGAUUUUAUUUUCUAUGUUUUUCUUCUUUUCAGGUUUUACUUAGUACUGAAGCUUGAACGUUGACUUUGCUUGAUAAAUAUGCGAAUUUCUACCACACAAAAUAUUAACCGUAUAAACUCUAAGGGACAAGUAACUUUAAUCUGUUCUUUUUGUUGACAUAUGGGUGUUAUGUUAAUUUGUUGUUGUAUUUCGUUUCGUGGUCUGUUUCUUUUUUCGCUAAAGGAACUUAAAUUUGAUAACUGAUGGUAAACAACAACUUGUAGUCUGUGACAUGUUUGGUAAUCUCUGUUAGUGAUUGUUCAGUGUACGUUUUAUAUUAAUAUCAA